This is a messenger RNA of Angiostrongylus costaricensis, 633 nucleotides long. The record is from the annotation of a GenBank genome assembly. NCBI's taxonomy places the organism in Eukaryota, Metazoa, Nematoda, Chromadorea, Rhabditida, Metastrongylidae.
AUGCAGUUCACUGCAAAAUUACUAGGUGGGAAGGAGGAUGCGGUAACAAUUGAUGAAUACGGUGCCUUUUCUCUUUUCUUUAUUUAUCUAUAUCUGGGAGAUUUUGCAUUCGAAAAGGCUAAGCUGUCUCCACAAGUGCUGGUUCGACACCUGAAGCAGAAAAUUGCCGAUGAAUUCCUUCUUCCUUGUGGUUCUUUUAAGGUUUUAAAUGGUGGGAAACCUUUAAUCAGUGAAGAUCUACAACUUCCUGCGGUGGGUUUGAAGGAUGGCGCUAAGCUGAUGGUCGUGCUCAAUACUGGUGAUAUGAUGAAUACUCCUGAAGACCACGAGAUGGAAGCAAGGCUUAAGACCAUAUUGGGAGAAUUUGCAACACCCCUGAAUAUGCUUCGUCUUCAACAAGUUGGUGUUUUUGCCUCUGCUCCUAUAAUGGAGCUUUCCUACGAGAUUUCCAUUCAGAGCAUACAGAACUAUGUCAACUUCAUGUCACUGGACGAUCUCGAGCGUUACGCAAAAAUUAAAGCCCGAUCUGGCUCGUUUGUGUACAAAUCGCUAGCUCUAAGAGCUGAUCGAGGACUAUCUGAAGAUGGAGUUAGAGUGGAAUCGCUUUGGCAAUUUCGUACCACCGAAGGUUAG